ACUUUUCGCUCAAUCUUCUCUCUCCCUCUCCCUCUCUCUCUCUCUAAUGUAAAUUGUCUAGAACGGUGCCAUCUUUCUCAAAGACUGAAGCUUUUUCAGCCAUGGCCUCGCUCUCUCUCCCAAGAAACUCGGGCAAGCUCCAUUCUUUCCUCUUCUUUUGUUCCUUCUCGCUCUGUUUGUCUGCGACAGCAACCGACACACUCUUGCCUGGUCAGGACAUCAGUGGCAACAAGACCUUAAUAUCGCCCAACCAAGUGUUCGAGCUCGGAUUCUUCAAGACCGGGGGUUCCUCCUCCGCCAACUACUACCUGGGCAUUUGGUUCCGGGACGACCCGUACCGGAAACCCAUCUGGGCCGCCAACAGAGAGUCCCCGAUUCCGGAUUCCUCGGGUGUUCUCGCCAUCAGGUCCGAUGGGAAUUUGGUGGUCAACGACAGGAGGCAGAUUCCGAUGUUGGUCAAUCCUGAGAGGCUUGCCACUAGUAGCAGCACGCGUUCCAGGCUUCUUGAUACUGGCAAUUUCGUUCUUGUAGAGGGAGAGAGCGAGAGCGUUGUCUGGGAGAGCUUCCUUUAUCCGUGUGACACGUUGUUGCCCGGGAUGAGAAUUGGGUGGUUCAAUCUAGGUACAAACAAGGUGAGGGAUCAAUUCCUGGUCUCGUGGCAGACCCCAUCUGUUCCUUCCACUGGUUCUUUUGUUCUCGGCCUGGAUAAGAACAACCUGACCGAGCUCGGGGUGUGGCACUACCAGGUCUCGCGGGUGAUCGGGUAUUGGGAUGGCCGCAGAUUCAGUUUCCUCUACAACAGCUCGCUUGAUGAAUACAAUUUCAGUUAUGUGACCGGUGGGGAUGAGAGAUAUUUUACUUUCGCUAAUAGGAGGAAUGAUAGCAUCUCCUGGUUUGUGUUGACGCCUUCCGGGGAAAUUCAAGCUUUCACUAUGAUCGGGAAGGAGAUAUCGAUGGUGUAUUCUCCGAUUUGCGAGAAUACUUCCUCUUCCAGUGCGGCUGACUGCUUCAUCGAGCAGCCAUUGUCUUGCCGCGACGGGAAUAACUUUUCUAAGAUAGAAGGGGCGCCGAAUUCAAAUGUGUUCAACGAAUCAGUUCGUUUGGGUAUUAGCGACUGCGAUAUCAUGUGCAGAAGCAAUUGCUCUUGCACUGGUUUCACUUCUUACCGUGAUGACGGGACUGGAUGCAUGUUUUAUUACGAGGACGCUAGCUCUAUCUUAGACAAAAUUGGCGAAGGGAAUGCGACUAUAUUCAUCCGCGGGAACGCUACCAAAACUGCUCACCAGAAUCCUAGGAGAUCAGGUUCUGGGCACAAGAUGCUGCUCUGGGUGAUUGGAAUCAUUGCUGCGGUUAUGUUGGUAAUCUCUGUGGCAAUGUUCAUCUCAAGAAAGAAAUGUUCCACCUGUCUCGUAGCAGCGUGGAAAGAGAAUCGGACCAGCACAAAUCGAAGUUUGGAGCUGUUUCUACGACAACUGGGUUCAGCACGAGGUCCCAGCAACAGCACCAGUAGAGUCGAUUCUGUCAGAAAGAGGGAUCAAGAGCUCCCGAUUCUCAGUUUCUCAUGUGUCACAACAUCUACAAAUAAUUUCUCCCCUGCGAAUGUACUUGGAGAGGGUGGUUUUGGGCCUGUUUACAAGGGCAUGUUGCUGGGGCAUGAAUUUGCAGUAAAAAGACUUUCUAGGAAAUCUGGACAAGGAAUAGAGGAGUUCAAAAAUGAGGUUCAAUUAAUAUCCAGGCUUCAACACAGGAAUCUCGUUAAGUUGUUGGGCUGUUGUGUAGAAAGGGAGGAAAAGAUUUUGAUCUACGAGUACAUGGCAAACAAAAGCUUGGAUUCCUUUCUUUUCGAUCGUAACAAGAAGCAACUGCUGGACUGGAGGAGACGAGUUUCUAUAAUCGAGGGGAUAGCUCAAGGGCUACUUUACUUACACAAGUAUUCUAGGUUAAGGAUCAUACAUCGAGAUUUGAAAACCAGCAACAUAUUGCUAGAUGAUGACAUGAACCCAAAAAUAUCAGAUUUCGGGAUGGCAAGAAUUUUUGGGGAGAACGAAGCGAGGGCAAGGACGAAUAAAGUUGUCGGAACCUACAGCGGCUAUAUGUCUCCAGAGUACGCUGUACAUGGGCUUUUCUCUACGAAGUCUGAUAUAUUCAGCUUUGGUGUCAUCAUGCUCGAAAUCGUCAGUGGCCAAAGAAACACAACUUUCUCCAAUCUGGAUCACUCUCUAAACCUGCUUGGACAUGCUUGGGAGCUCUGGAGUAGCAACCGAGGCAUAGAGUUAAUUGAUCCAGUCGUGGCUGACACAUCGUCGAUUGGCAAACUGUUGCUAUGCCUCCACAUUGCUUUGCUGUGUGUGCAAGAACGCCCAGAAGAUAGACCCUCGACGUCAGAUGUUGUUACCGUAUUAAGCAAUGAAAAUUCGGAUCUGCCCCCACCAAAGAAGCCAGCAUUCUCGGCCCAUAUUGAUUAUUCUAAUUCUCUUCAUCAGCAAGAUCGUUUGACUAACGAUAUAAGCUAUUCUGUCAUAGAAGGUAGAUAGCAACUGUAGCUACCACGUCAACAUGUCCCGCAGCUAUUAUAGUCUAUUCAUUUGUGAAUAUUCAGACAAGAAUUCACAUGUAAAGCGAGAUUAGGUCAUUCAUUUAAAUAUCUCAUCUAAAAUUUUCUGAAGAUUCUUUUAUCUGCCAGAUAGACAGGAUCCUGAUUAUUUUGCACAGUGAUCCUGAAUUUCUUUAGCUUCUUCUCAGCCUCAUA
This is a messenger RNA of Rhodamnia argentea, 2749 nucleotides long. RefSeq names its product receptor-like serine/threonine-protein kinase SD1-8. Gene Ontology annotation, molecular function: protein serine/threonine kinase activity; ATP binding. Bases 102 to 2534 code for a protein of 810 amino acids. The transcript has 7 exons. The record is from RefSeq and is a predicted model, not a curated record. NCBI's taxonomy places the organism in Eukaryota, Viridiplantae, Streptophyta, Magnoliopsida, Myrtales, Myrtaceae. Gene Ontology annotation, biological process: protein phosphorylation.